Messenger RNA from Pyrus x bretschneideri (Chinese white pear), 1258 nucleotides. RefSeq names its product glyoxylate/hydroxypyruvate reductase HPR3-like. The record is from RefSeq and is a predicted model, not a curated record. Gene Ontology annotation, molecular function: hydroxypyruvate reductase [NAD(P)H] activity; NAD binding; glyoxylate reductase (NADPH) activity. The transcript has 3 exons. Bases 43 to 1023 code for a protein of 326 amino acids. Gene Ontology annotation, cellular component: cytosol. Lineage: Eukaryota; Viridiplantae; Streptophyta; Magnoliopsida; Rosales; Rosaceae.
AAUUGUCCAAAGUCCCAUAAUCCCACGACUAAAAAUAAUCCAAUGACACAGGAUAAUCCCACCCAACUCCCUCAAGUCCUGCUUCUUUUCCCAAAUCCCUGCUUCACAGUCCUGGAGUCCAAAGCCUCUCACAAGUUCCACUUCCUCAAAGCCUGGGACUCCCCUCUCCCUCAGGCCCAGUUCCUCCAGUCCCACGCUAACUCCACCCAGGUCCUCCUCUCCUCCGCCCUCGGACCCCCCAUCACCGCCCAGCUCCUCCAAUUACUUCCAUCCUUGAAGCUCCUAAUCACCCUCAGCGCAGGCCUCAACCACGUUGACUUUUCCGCGUGUCUGGCACGCGGCGUGCGCAUUGCCAAUUCCUCUCCAAUCUUCGCUGCCGAUGUCGCUGACAUGGCUGUAGGGUUGUUUCUGGAUGUCAUGAGGAAGAUUUCGGCCGCUAAUCGGUUUGUCCGGGAUGGGUUUUGGGUUAGCCGAGGAGAUUUUGUUCUUGGUACUAAGGUAGGAGGGAAGCGAGUUGGUAUAGUUGGAUUGGGACAUAUUGGCUUAGAAGUUGCUAAAAGACUUGAGGCAUUUGACUGCAAAAUCUUGUACAACUCAAGGAAGGGAAAACCUUCUGUUUCUUACCCUUUCUAUUCCGAUGUUUGUGAACUUGCGGCUAACAGCGAUGCUCUUGUCAUUUGCUGCGCGUUGACUGCUCAAACCCGCCACAUGAUUAACAAGAACGUCUUGUUGGCGUUGGGAAGAGAGGGAGUGAUUGUUAAUGUAGGGCGUGGAGCUAUUAUCGAUGAGAAGGAAAUGGUCCAGUGUUUGGUGCAAGGAGAGAUCAAAGGUGCAGGCUUGGAUGUGUUUGAGAAUGAGCCUGAAGUUCCGAAAGAGCUGUUUGGUCUAGAUAAUGUUGUUUUGUCGCCGCAUAAAGCUGUCUUGACAGCAGACUGUUUCACGGAUUUGACUGAUCUAGCAAUGGCGAAUUUGGAGGCAUUCUUCUCAAAUAAACCUUUGCUUUCCGAAGUGGUGAAUUAUUGAAUAGCUUUCUGUUCGCAGGGUACAAAUAGUUGAUACAAUGAAUAAGGCAACGAGAGAAGAGGAGGAGGAAGAAGUGUCAUAUUGCUAUUUGUAUUUGUUUGCGGAGUUAUAUGAUUUGCAACGAAUAAGGCGACAAGAUAAUGAUGACGGAUUGAUUGUUAGAUUCUCAAUCUGAUUUCAUGCCUUGUGAACGUUGGAAAAUUUAAAUUUUAAUUUAUUAUAAUAUGAAAUUUAU